Microtus oregoni (creeping vole) is the source of this 1042-nucleotide messenger RNA. Its product is annotated as sulfotransferase 1C2. The transcript is spliced from 9 exons. Bases 97 to 999 code for a protein of 300 amino acids. Gene Ontology annotation, molecular function: sulfotransferase activity. NCBI's taxonomy places the organism in Eukaryota, Metazoa, Chordata, Mammalia, Rodentia, Cricetidae. Gene Ontology annotation, biological process: sulfation. Gene Ontology annotation, cellular component: cytoplasm. The record is from RefSeq and is a predicted model, not a curated record.
CUUCCUCUCAAUGUACUUUUGUACUCACUGGACUCCGGGGCAGUCCAGCCUUGGGAUUACUGACAGCUCGAGCUUGAAGGCCCUGGACCCUCCACUAUGGCCUUGACCCCAGAAUUGAGCAAACAAGCAAAAUGGAAAGAGAUAGCAGGGAUCCCCCUGGCAGCUGCGACUGUGGACAACUGGAACCAGAUUCAGGCCUUCAAGGCCAAGCCAGAUGACCUCCUCAUUUGUACUUAUCCUAAAUCAGGGACAACAUGGAUUCAAGAGAUCGUGGACAUGAUUGAACAGAACGGGGAUGUAGAGAAGUGCCAGCGAGACAUCAUUCAACAUCGGCACCCUUUUAUUGAGUGGGCACGGCCACCCCAGCCAUCAGCUCUCAAAUUAGGUGUGGAUAAAGCCAAUGAGAUGCCAUCCCCAAGGAUACUAAAGACCCAUCUUUCCACUCAGCUGCUGCCACCGUCUUUCUGGAAAAGUAACUGUAAGUUCCUUUACGUGGCUCGAAAUGCCAAAGACUGCAUGGUUUCCUACUACCACUUCUACAGGAUGAGCCAGGUGCUCCCAGAUCCAGGCACCUGGGACGAGUAUUUUGAAACCUUCAUCAGUGGGAAAGUAAACUGGGGAUCCUGGUUUGACCAUGUAAGAGGAUGGUGGGAAAUUCGAGAUAGAUACAAGAUUCUCUUCCUCUUCUAUGAAGAUAUGAAGAGGGACCCAAAGCGUGAAAUCCAGAAAGUUAUGCAGUUCAUGGGAAAGAACUUGGAUGAAGAGGUGCUGGAGAAAAUCGUCCAGGAGACAUCAUUUGAGAAAAUGAAAGAGAACCCUAUGACAAAUCGUUCGACGGUUCCCAAAUCUAUCCUGGACCAGUCCAUUUCCCCUUUCAUGAGAAAAGGAACUGUGGGGGAUUGGAAGAACCACUUCACUGUGGCCCAGAAUGAGAAGUUUGAUGAAAUCUACAGACAGAAGAUGAAGGGAACGUCUAUAAACUUCUGCAUGGAACUCUGAUCAAGAUGUAGAGAUAGAUGACAAGAACGUGGAAGCUGCUGCU